Penicillium cosmopolitanum is the source of this 1572-nucleotide messenger RNA. Its product is annotated as putative GABA permease. Gene Ontology annotation, molecular function: transmembrane transporter activity. Gene Ontology annotation, cellular component: membrane. NCBI's taxonomy places the organism in Eukaryota, Fungi, Ascomycota, Eurotiomycetes, Eurotiales, Aspergillaceae. The transcript is spliced from 5 exons. Bases 1 to 1572 code for a protein of 523 amino acids. Gene Ontology annotation, biological process: transmembrane transport. The record is from RefSeq and is a predicted model, not a curated record.
AUGGAGGCUUCCGGCAAAACGACCGCCCUUGAAACGAUGGACAUGGAGGUCAAUCGCAGGGAUCCACAGAUCUCACAGGACGGCGGAACAGCGGGGGACGACGAUGAAAUGACUCGCAUGGGAAAAGUUCAAGAAUUUAAGAGAAAUAUGCGACCACUGGCGGCAUUAAGUUUCGCUUCUGUCCUUCAAGCAACCUGGGAAUAUCUCAUUCUUUCGAACUAUACGGGACUGGAGGAUGGCGGGUUGGCUGGACUUUUCUGGUCAUAUAUCUGGACCUUUAUUGGAUUCGGAUUCAUCAUUGCCUCACUCGCAGAAAUGGCAUCAAUGGCCCCGACGGAUGGAGGACAAUACCAUUGGGUGUCGGAGUUUUGCUCUCCUCGACACCAGAAGUUCCUGAGCUAUGUUACCGGCUGGAUGUCAGUACUAGCAUGGCAAGCUGGAACCGCUUCUGGAUCCUUUCUCACGGGCACAUUGAUUCAAGGCUUGAUUACGGUUCGUAAUCCAGAUUAUACUGCCCCGGGCUGGCAGGGUACCCUGCUUGUGUUUUCCAUGGUCUUGGUAAUCUAUUUCUUCAAUGUGUAUGCUUCAGAGUUGAUGCCUCUCAUGAGCAAUCUUCUGAUGUUUUUCCAUAUUCUAUCAUGGGCUGUGAUAUUGAUUAUGCUUUGGGCUACAGCUUCUCACCGGUCUGCCGAAGCUGUUUUUGUCACUGACUGGAAGAACAUAGGAGGGUUGCCGACCAUGGGCGUUAGUGUUAUGGUUGGGCAGAUCUCGGCUAUCUAUGGUUGUCUGAGCUCGGAUGCGUGUGCCCACAUGUCUGAGGAAAUCAAAGAUGCUGGUCGAAAUGUCCCAGUGGCUAUGUAUUGGGGCUACUUUUCGAACGGAAUUAUGGCUGCUAUCUUACUAGUCGCCUAUCUGUUUGCUACCCCGUCAGUGGAAGACUCGCUAGAUGAUGCGUCGGGAUUCCCAUUGCUUUACGUGUUCAAGCAGAUGACGUCUACCGCAGGAGUGAACGGUUUGACAGCGAUCAUCAUAUUACCCGUGAUAUUCAGUAAUAUCAUGUUUAAUGCAUCAACCUCACGGCAAACAUGGGCUUUCGCUCGGGAUAAGGGUCUUCCAUUUUCAAAGUGGAUCUCGAAAAUUGAUCCCAAGCGCAUGAUCCCCGUUAAUGCUAUCAUAUUAUCAUGCGUCAUCAGUUGCCUUCUCUCCCUGAUCAAUAUUGGCUCCAGCACUGCCUUUAACGCCAUCAUCUCCUUGAACACGGCCGCACUGAUGUUCACUUAUCAGUUUUCUAUUUCGUGUGUCAUCUACCGGAAGAUCUGGUAUCCUAAAACUCUCCCUGCUCGUCGUUGGGAUCUGGGGCGCUUUGGCUUGCCCAUCAAUAUAAUCGGAGUGCUAUAUUGUUUCUUUGCAAUGUUCUGGUCUUUUUGGCCAACGGAGCUACCCAUCACAGCCGAGAAUUUCAACUGGAGUGUUGUAAUAUUCGUUGCAAUAUUUAUCCUCAGCCUCGUGAUGUAUGUUCUAAAAGGAAGAAAGGAGUACGAGGGCCCAGUGGUAGAAGUCAAGCAGGGUUGA